This is a messenger RNA of Canis lupus familiaris (dog), 2520 nucleotides long. RefSeq names its product torsin family 3 member A (gene TOR3A). Gene Ontology annotation, cellular component: nuclear envelope; endoplasmic reticulum lumen. The transcript has 11 exons. The coding region runs from base 1 to 1893 and encodes 630 amino acids. Lineage: Eukaryota; Metazoa; Chordata; Mammalia; Carnivora; Canidae. Gene Ontology annotation, molecular function: ATP hydrolysis activity; ATP binding. The record is from RefSeq and is a predicted model, not a curated record.
AUGGAGACAUCAGAGACGGAGAGAUCGGCAGUCCUGCCUGUGCCAUUGCUCCCUCAGCUGAGCAUGCUCCGAUCUGCUGGUGGCUCCACCUGUCUUGGGACAGAAAAGGAGGACAUCUUCUGCACCUACUUCAACUUCCAUAAGGAUCGCUUCACGUUUGCUUUUAACAUGCCAAGUUUAAUUGGAGAUAAAGGUUUGACUUUACACAAAGGCUGUUUUCAGGACAGAGUUGACUGCCUCCAGCAGGUCGGGAAGCUAUCUGUGGCAAAGCCUGGUGCCAUUUCGAUGACCUUGGGACCUCCUGCGAGGCUUCGCCGCACCACGUCCCGACACGUGCCGACCCGCCUCCUGCUGCUGUGGGAGCGUCGGGCGGACACGGCCCCGGCCCCGCCCCCGCCCCGGCCCCCGCCCGAGGGUGCUGAGGCCCGGCGCGCCCGGUCUCACUGUCCGCAGCGCCCUGCCCGGAGCCCCCGCGCCCGCGCCACAGUCCGGCCCCACGGCCCCACGGCCCCACGGCCCCACGGGGAGGUCCCUCAGGAUCUGGAAAACUGCCCCGAGCCCCUCCGGCGGCGGCUGCGGGAGGGGCGCUCGGCGGCCCGGCUGCUCCCUCCCGGCGACCGCCCGCUCCGCGCACGAGCGCGCGUCCGGAAGCGAGCCCCGGCGCUGGGCGGCGCCUGCGAGCGGCCUCGGGGCGGGCUCGGGGCGGGCUCGGGGCGGGCCUGGGCCUCGCUUCCCGCGGCGGCGGCGGCGGCGGCGGCGGCGCCCACCCCGGCCCGGGCCCGGGAGCGCCGAGAGCCAUCCCGCGACGACGCGAGCCCGCCGGACGGGGCCCGGGAGCCGCUCCGGGGCCUGCGCGAGCAGCUGAGGGCGGCCGCCGCCCUGUCCCGGCGCUACUGGGCGCUCCUGCGCUGCCGCGUGUGGCCCGACGACUGCGAGCGCGACGCGGAGGCGCCCCCGGGCUGGAGCCUUCCCCUGUUGGGCCAGCAGUACCUGGCCAUCCUGACCUCGUGGUACUGCAGCUUCCAGGAUUGCUGCGACAGUGAGGACUGCAGGAUCUCCAACAACUUCACAGGCCUAGAAUCGGACCUGAGCAUACGACUGCACGGCCAGCAUCUGGCCCGGGAGCUGGUCCUGACCGCAGUGAAGGGCUACCUGGAGCUGCCCCGGCCAGACAAGGCCCUGGCACUGUCCUUCCACGGCUGGUCUGGCACAGGCAAGAACUUCGUGGCGCGGUUGCUGGCAGAGAACCUGUACCGGGACGGGCAGAGGAGUGACUGUGUCAAGAUGUUCAUCGCCACCUUCCACUUUCCUCACCCGAAGUACGUGGACCUGUACAAGGAGCAGCUAACGACUCAGAUCAAGAAGACGCAGGAGCGCUGCCACCAGACCCUGUUCAUUUUCGAUGAAGCCGAGAAGCUGCAUCCAGGACUGCUGGAGGUCCUCCGGCCACACCUGGAACACCAGGCUCCCGAGAACCACAGGGCUAAGUCCCGGAAAACCAUCUUUCUUUUUCUCAGUAACCUUGGCGGCAAUAUCGUCAAUGAGGCUGUUCUGAAUCUGCUUCAGGCCGGAGGGUCCCGGGAAGAAAUAAAAUUGGAACACCUGGUGCCCCGGCUUCGGGCCGAGAUCGAGCAGUCCACAGAUAGUGGCUUUGGCCAUAGCUGUCUUGUCAAGGAGAACCUGAUUGACUUCUUCGUCCCCUUCCUGCCCCUGGAGUACCGCCAUGUGAGGCUGUGUGCACGUGACGCUUUCCUGAGCCAGGAGCUCCUGUACACAGAAGAGGCACUGGAUCAAAUUGCCAAGAUGAUGGUGUAUGUCCCCAAGGAGGAACAACUCUUCUCUUCUCAGGGCUGCAAAUCUAUUUCCCAGAGAAUUAACUACUUCCUGCCUUGAGGGCUAGAGGAAGACUUCCUGAAGCUGCCUGCCUUCAGCUCACAGGACCCUGGGGCCUGUCAGGGCACUGUCUGGGACUAGGAGGGCAGGAGGGGCGGGGUGGCCUCCAGCCGUCACACACAGAAGGUGUAUAAAAAGGAAGGCCUUCAAUCAGAAGCAGAGCCAAUGUUUUAAAUCACUUGGUGCCUUAAAGAGCCACAUUCCAAAAUGCGGGCCAGGUGGUUGGAGAAAACCACAUGCAAGAUAAAUCCCAAGGACUUACUAGCAUCUCAGUUCUUGCUUGCAGAUGCCUGGACUUGGGUGUGAGGCCUGAGGUUGGAGGACCCUUGCUGACAGGAAAGGGAAAAUUCAGUUCUGCUUACGAGUGGCAGGCUGUGCACCUCAGGUUUGCAGGGCAGGUGGGUCAGCUUCAAGUUGUCGCCAAAGGGAAGCUGAGCAGCUUCUGUCCGUGAGCAGAAGAUCAGCAAAGAGCCUCAGGCUGAAGAAAGGGUACGUGGAGGAAGAAUAUAUACACAGGUCAGUGUAGGUUAAGACUUGUUCUCUUGUAGAUUUAAAAGAAAAAUUUAAGCUAGGGGCUUUGACACGGCUGUGUCACAUGUAAGGAUUAAAUUUUGUAUUUUUCUAAAA